AUGACCUCUUAUCUUCGUAGCUGGUUUCCUUCAUUCCCCACAGAGAUCAAAGAAGAGCAACCGAAGAUCGAAAUCACAGAGCAAGCAGACGACGAUUCAGGUUCUGAAACAGAAAGAGAGGAUGCAGCUCCUGCUUUUCCUAGCUUGAAUAGUGCGCAAAGAGUGAAGAGCACGCCGACUACCGCUUCUCAGAGGACAGAUGCUGAACUCAUGCCCCCUCCGCCUCUACCAUCAGCUAGAACACCUUCCUUUCGCAUGAUGCAUCCGUCUUCUAGUCUUUCUGUUCAGGCAACAACGAAACCACCCGUCAAACCCAAGGGUCGUAAUAAGGUCGCGCUAGCGCCGGGUCAUAGUCCUUUAGAUUGGGCCGCUCUUAAAUCGAGCGGGGUUGAUUUGCGUGGUGUACCCACUCUUCUUAGAGUCACACCAUCCGUUCUCAAGCAACACAGACAUCGAGAUGAUGCAUGGACAGCUAUCAAUGGCAAGGUGUACAACCUCACUCCGUAUCUUCCGUUCCAUCCGGGCGGAGAGAAAGAACUGAUGCGCGUAGCUGGGAGGGACGGGACUAAGUUAUUUUUACUGACUCAUUCAUGGGUCAACGUCGAUUUCAUGCUAGAUGGGUCCAUGGUGGGGUUCCUCGUACCUGAACCAUCCUCAUAG
This is a messenger RNA of Marasmius oreades (fairy-ring Marasmius), 660 nucleotides long. RefSeq lists its product as uncharacterized. The transcript is spliced from 3 exons. The record is from RefSeq and is a predicted model, not a curated record. Bases 1 to 660 code for a protein of 219 amino acids. Gene Ontology annotation, molecular function: heme binding. NCBI's taxonomy places the organism in Eukaryota, Fungi, Basidiomycota, Agaricomycetes, Agaricales, Marasmiaceae.